Vigna radiata var. radiata (mung bean) is the source of this 453-nucleotide messenger RNA. Its product is annotated as protein FAR1-RELATED SEQUENCE 2-like. The transcript has a single exon. The record is from RefSeq and is a predicted model, not a curated record. Bases 1 to 453 code for a protein of 150 amino acids. NCBI's taxonomy places the organism in Eukaryota, Viridiplantae, Streptophyta, Magnoliopsida, Fabales, Fabaceae.
AUGGAUGGUGAAAGCAUUGACGAAUUUAAUACCGUAGAUCAAAGUUUUUCAGAUAUCGUCCCAACUUUGAACAUGUGUUUUGACACUAUGGAAGAAGCAAGGAAAUUUUAUUGUGAUUAUGGAAAAAGAUGUGGUUUUGGUGUUCGAACAAGAACUUCAAAGAAGGACAACAAUAACCAAGUGUAUUACUUGAGAUUAGUAUGUUCAAGGGAAGGUAGAUAUGUUUCUAACAUUCGUCCUGAAGUAAAAACUCUACCUAGUCAAACUAAACAAUGCCAUGCUGGAAUCACAUUUGCUCGAAAAGAUGACAAAUGGGUUGUUAGGACUGUUAUUGUAGAGCACAGUCAUGAGCUGUGUCCACAAACCUCCAAUCUCAUUUGUGGCAAUAAAAAAUUGAACAUGCAAGCGAAACACACGUUGGAAGUUAACGAUGACGCUUUGGUGUACGUAUAA